Pectinophora gossypiella (pink bollworm) is the source of this 2061-nucleotide messenger RNA. RefSeq lists its product as uncharacterized. NCBI's taxonomy places the organism in Eukaryota, Metazoa, Arthropoda, Insecta, Lepidoptera, Gelechiidae. The record is from RefSeq and is a predicted model, not a curated record. Bases 1 to 2061 code for a protein of 686 amino acids. The transcript is spliced from 2 exons.
AUGAAGAAGUCCACUGCACUGUUAGCUACAGCAUUGAUACCUGUGAAGGAUAAGAAUGGACAAACAUUGAUAUUGCGGGCACUAAUAGACCAAGGGUCACAAGCAAACUUUAUAAGUGAAAGAGCCACACAACUUUUGAAGAUUAAGAAGAAACCAACAAGUGGAACAGUAUCUGGAGUGGGAUCUACACAGACAGCAAUACAUCAUGUAGUAGAAAUACAAUUGUUGUCACAAUAUGAAGAAGAAUUCCAACUCACUCUAAAAGCUUAUGUCAUGCCUACACAUUUAUGUUCACAGCUACCAUCCAAAUCAUUGGUGAACUUGCCGCACGCCUGGCCACAUAUUCAAACGCUCACUUUGGCCGACCCGACCUUCAAUCAACCUGGUCGAGUAGAUGUCCUGCUAGGUGUAGAAGUAUAUGCUCAAAUAUUGAAGAACAAUAUCAUCAGAGGUCCUCCUGGCUCACCAUGCGCACAAGAAACAAGCCUUGGAUGGAUACUUUUUGGUAAUAUACAGAGCGACACUUCAAAUGAACCAAUUAUGGUAAUGCAUCACCAGAUAGAUUUCGACGACAUUCUAUACAAAUUAUGGGAAGUAGAGGCUGAUGAUAGAAACAAAUACACAAAAGAAGAAGAAACAUGUCAAACAAUAUAUCAAGAAACAGUAAGAAGGAAUCAAGAAGGAAGAUACAUCGUGAAACUACCUUUUAAAACAGAACCACCGAAAAGUACAGAAGGGAAAACAAGAGAAAUAGCAAUGAAAAGACUAAAUCAAAUGGAGAAACGACUAGAAAGGAAUAAAGAGCUGCAAACAGAAUACAACAAAGUCAUGAAAGAAUACAUAGAACUGAAUCACAUGGAGCUAGUACCGAAAGAGGAAAUAGAAAAACCAUCUGUUUACCUACCACAUCACGCAGUCGUGCGAGAAGCAAGUGACACGACGAAGGUCCGUGUUGUCUUCAAUGCCUCUUCACCAGACAUAAACAACAUCUGUCUCAAUGAUGAAAUGUUAGUUGGACCUCAACUACAAGAAGAUAUGAGAAGCAUAGUCAUGAGAUGGCGUUUAAGAAAAAUUGCAUUUGUGUCCGAUGUAGAGAAGAUGUACCGACAAAUUCUUGUCACGAAAGAAGAUACAGACUAUCAAAGAAUAUUAUGGCGUGAUGACCCUGAAGAACAAACAAAAGACUAUAGACUAUUGAGAGUAACAUUUGGGACCGCUUCCGCUCCAUAUCUCGCGGUAAUAACCCUGCAACAAGUAGCAGAAGAUGAAGGCGAAGAACAUCCUGAAGCUAAGAACAUAAUACAAAGAGAUUUCUUUAUGGACGACUUGAUAUCUGGACAAGAUACUGUAGAAGAAGCGUUACAAGUAGCAAGAGACAUUACAACCAUUUUAAAGAAAGGAGGUUUCAAAUUACAAAAAUGGUCUUGUAACAAUGCACAAUUUUUAAAAGAAUUUAGUCCUGAAGAAAUAAGCACUCAUAUAAAGAUGGAUAUGAAUCUUGGUGGCACAGUCAGAACACUAGGUUUAUCCUGGAACUUAGGUGAAGAUGUCCUCCAAUAUAACAUGAACUUACCCCAGCCACAGAAGAAAAUCACAAAGAGAAGUAUCCUAGCUGAAAUGCAACAUUAUUUUGAUCCACUAGGAUGGCUUGCUCCUGGAAUACUACCUGCAAAAUUGCUCCUGCAAAAAUUAUGGUUGAAGAAAGUGACCUGGGAUGAGAAAGUAGAACCUGAAAUAGAAAAAGAAUGGUUAGAAAUACGACAAAAUUUUGAAGACCUGAAAGUAAUAAAAAUAGAUAGAUGGUUACAAACAACAAAAGACAACUUACCUGAAGCAACAAUACAUGGUUUCUGCGAUGCUUCUAUGAAAGCAUAUGGAGCAGCUGCAUACUUGAGAGUAAUAGAUGAGAAUGGUGUAUACAAAACUCAGCUAAUAGCAGCCAGAUGUCGUGUAGCACCUAUAAAGCCCGUGUCUCUACCAAGGCAAGCUACUCCGUCAAUUCCAGCUAGUAAAGAGGUCAUCAGACGUUGGAAUAUUCCAGGUGCUGCAUUCACACCAUAA